AGAGGGCAGGGCCCUCGUUCGGGUGGUGAAACCAAAGGGAUAAAUUAGAGAGUCGAACGGGCGGCACGGCUUAGUAGGACCGGCUUGUUCCAACCGAGAACGUCGGGGUUUAACAUCGGGGCACUACGACGCCGUCGGUCCUCUGCACCAGUGUGUGUUCAGAUUUUUGCUUGUUCGCUCUCUUCUGAAAGCAGCCAGUUUUGCCUGUAGGAUCAGCAGUCGGGGCGGCUGUUGAUUUGUUUUGGCUCUGAAACAAAACGACGCAUUUUAUUUUUCACCACCACCAAAAUGGGCAAAAAGGCUAAAGCUACGAAAGCAAAGGAUCUGAACAAUUUGAAGCAAGAAUUGGAGAUUGAUGAUCACAAAAUUCCAAUUGCUGAACUCUACAGGCGACACAAUGUUAACCCGGAGACCGGUUUGUCGUCACAACAAGCCAAGGCCAACUUGGAACGCGACGGGCCCAAUUGCCUUACUCCUCCCAAAACUACACCAGAAUGGGUUAAAUUUUGCAAACAACUCUUCGGUGGUUUCUCUAUGCUUUUGUGGGUUGGUGCUAUCCUCUGCUAUGUCGCAUACGCUAUCGAGUUCAGCCAGAAUCCCGACAUCCUCGGAGACAACUUGUACCUCGGUAUUGUCUUGACAACGGUGGUCGUCGUCACUGGCUGCUUCUCUUACUAUCAAGAAAGCAAGAGCUCGAAAAUUAUGGAAUCCUUCAAGAACUUGGUUCCGCAAUCCGCACUCGUCAUUCGCGAUGGCCAGAAACAAACAGUGAAAGCCGAGGAAGUCUGCCGCGGUGAUAUUGUUGAAGUGAAAUUCGGCGAUCGUAUUCCCGCCGAUAUUCGUAUCAUCGAAGCCCGCCAGUUCAAAGUGGACAACUCUUCACUGACGGGCGAAUCCGAGCCUCAAAGCCGUGGGCCUGAAUUCACCCAUGAAAAUCCAUUGGAGACGAAAAAUUUGGCUUUCUUCUCCACCAACGCUGUUGAAGGUACUGCCAAAGCUAUUAUUAUCAGCAUCGGUGAUAAUACAGUGAUGGGCCGUAUCGCUGGAUUGGCUUCCGGCCUGAGCUCUGGACAAACCCCAAUUGCCAAAGAGAUUGAGCAUUUCAUUCACAUCAUUACGGGUGUGGCUGUUUUCUUGGGAGUUUCCUUUUUCAUCAUCGCUCUCGCUUUGGGCUACAACUGGCUGGACGCCGUCAUCUUUUUGAUCGGCAUUAUCGUAGCCAAUGUGCCCGAAGGUCUCCUUGCCACUGUCACCGUCUGCCUCACACUCACUGCUAAACGUAUGGCCAAAAAGAAUUGCCUCGUCAAGAAUUUGGAGGCCGUCGAAACGCUUGGAUCGACAUCGACCAUCUGCUCAGAUAAGACUGGAACCUUGACACAGAACCGAAUGACUGUCGCCCAUAUGUGGUUCGAUGGCCAAAUCAUUGAAGCCGAUACCAGUGAAAACCAGUCUGGUGCCCAAUAUGACAAAACAAGCUCCGGAUGGAAAGCUCUAUGUCGCGUCGCUUGUUUGUGCAGUCGUGCUGAAUUCAAAAUGGGUCAACAAAGCAUGCCUAUUUUGAAACGUGAAGUCAAUGGUGACGCAUCAGAAGCCGCUUUGCUUAAAUGCGUCGAAUUGGCUACCGGUGAUGCCAUGAGCAUUCGCGGACGAAACAAGAAAGUCUGUGAAAUCCCGUUCAAUUCGUCCAACAAAUAUCAAGUGUCCAUCCACGAAAAUGAAGAUAAAAAUGAUGGCCGUUACUUUAUGGCCAUGAAAGGAGCCCCUGAGCGUAUCCUCGAUCUGUGCUCGACCAUUUAUAUCAAUGGACAAGAGAAAGUGUUGGACAAUGAGUUGAAAGAUGCUUUUAACACGGCUUACAUGCAACUGGGAGGUCUUGGCGAACGAGUCCUCGGUUUCUGCGAUUUCCAUUUACCAUUGGAUCAAUUCCCAAAAGGGUUCAAAUUCGAUGCCGAUGAGGUCAACUUCCCAAUCAGUGGAAUGCGAUUCGUUGGACUCAUGUCCAUGAUUGAUCCUCCACGUGCUGCUGUCCCCGAUGCCGUUUCCAAAUGCCGCUCGGCUGGUAUUAAAGUCAUCAUGGUUACUGGUGAUCAUCCCAUCACUGCCAAAGCCAUCGCCCGUUCUGUUGGCAUCAUCUCAGAGGAGAGCGAAACUGUCGAAGACAUUGCCGAACGUUUAAACAUUCCAGUCGAUCGAGUGAACCCGAGAGACGCCAAAGCUGCCGUCAUUCACGGUGGUGACUUGCGUGACUUGACUCCCGCCCAACUCGACGACAUCCUUCGUUAUCACACGGAGAUCGUCUUCGCCCGUACGUCACCUCAACAGAAACUGAUUAUCGUUGAAGGCUGCCAACGUGGAGGAGCCAUCGUAGCCGUAACCGGUGAUGGUGUCAACGAUUCACCUGCCCUGAAAAAAGCCGAUAUCGGUGUUGCCAUGGGUAUCGCCGGCUCUGAUGUGUCCAAACAGGCCGCAGACAUGAUUUUGUUGGACGAUAAUUUUGCCUCAAUUGUUACCGGUGUUGAAGAAGGUCGUCUGAUUUUCGACAAUUUGAAGAAGUCCAUUGCCUACACCCUUACAUCAAACAUUCCUGAAAUUUCGCCCUUCCUUAUGUUUAUCCUUCUCGACAUCCCCCUGCCCCUUGGCACAGUCACCAUCUUGUGUAUCGAUUUGGGUACCGACAUGGUCCCAGCCAUUUCACUUGCCUAUGAAGAAUCCGAAUCCGACAUCAUGAAACGCCGUCCUCGUAAUCCUUUCACAGACAAACUCGUGAACGAAAGAUUGAUUUCAAUGGCUUACGGCCAAAUUGGUAUGAUGCAAGCUUCGGCCGGAUUCUUCACCUAUCUUGUCAUUAUGGCUGAAAACGGAUUCAAGCCCGACUUGCUUUUGGGCAUCCGUAAACGAUGGGAUUCCCGCUCCGUUAACGAUCUCGAAGAUUCAUACGGCCAGGAAUGGACCUACGAUGCCCGUAAACAACUCGAGUACACCUGCCACACUGCCUUCUUCGUGUCGAUCGUCAUUGUCCAAUGGGCCGAUUUGCUCAUUUGCAAAACCAGACGCAACUCACUCUUCCAGCAAGGCAUGCGUAAUCACGUUCUUACUUUCGGUCUGUUUUUCGAGACCGCUGUCGCUUGCUUCCUCUGCUACACGCCCGGCAUGGACAAGGGUCUUCGCAUGUACCCGCUCAAGAUCAACUGGUGGGGACCGGCUCUUCCGUUCUCUCUCCUCAUUUUUGUGUACGACGAAACUCGCAAGUUAAUUCUUCGUAGCAAUCCAGGUGGCUGGAUUGAAAGAGAGACCUACUAUUAGAGAUCAAAUAACAUACAUAAGUCUAAAUGCACAGUGCCUAUAUUUAAUAUGGUCUCAAGUCCAGUAUAGGAACGAGCAAAAAUACAUUAGUUCAAUCGUU
Daphnia magna is the source of this 3403-nucleotide messenger RNA. RefSeq names its product sodium/potassium-transporting ATPase subunit alpha-B. Gene Ontology annotation, molecular function: ATP binding; P-type sodium:potassium-exchanging transporter activity; ATP hydrolysis activity. Gene Ontology annotation, cellular component: membrane. The coding region runs from base 289 to 3303 and encodes 1004 amino acids. NCBI's taxonomy places the organism in Eukaryota, Metazoa, Arthropoda, Branchiopoda, Diplostraca, Daphniidae. Gene Ontology annotation, biological process: intracellular sodium ion homeostasis; potassium ion import across plasma membrane; intracellular potassium ion homeostasis. The transcript is spliced from 13 exons. The record is from RefSeq and is a predicted model, not a curated record.